GCGCAGACGGGAGCAGGCUCCUUGGUGCUGUGGCGGUGUGGUUGACUAGGGUGCUACUUGGAGUCGUGUGGCCCUUGAAAACCCCGCGUAUCCACCACUGCCUCCUCUGGUCCUCGCCAUGUUCCUCACUCGGUCCGAGUACGACAGGGGUGUGAAUACUUUUUCUCCGGAAGGAAGAUUGUUUCAAGUGGAAUAUGCCAUUGAGGCUAUCAAGCUUGGUUCUACGGCCAUUGGCAUCCAGACAUCAGAGGGUGUGUGUCUAGCUGUGGAGAAGAGAAUUACCUCCCCACUAAUGGAGCCUAGCAGCAUCGAGAAAAUUGUAGAGAUUGAUGCUCAUAUAGGUUGUGCCAUGAGUGGGCUAAUUGCUGAUGCUAAAACUUUAAUUGAUAAAGCCAGAGUGGAGACACAGAACCAUUGGUUCACCUAUAAUGAGACAAUGACGGUGGAAAGUGUCACUCAGGCUGUGUCCAAUCUGGCUUUGCAGUUUGGAGAAGAAGAUGCAGAUCCAGGUGCCAUGUCUCGUCCCUUUGGAGUAGCAUUGUUGUUUGGAGGAGUUGAUGAGAAAGGACCUCAGCUGUUCCAUAUGGACCCAUCUGGGACCUUUGUACAGUGUGAUGCUCGAGCAAUUGGCUCUGCUUCAGAGGGUGCCCAGAGCUCCUUGCAAGAAGUUUACCACAAGUCUAUGACACUGAAAGAAGCCAUUAAGUCCUCGCUCAUCAUUCUCAAACAAGUAAUGGAGGAGAAGCUGAACGCCACGAACAUAGAGCUAGCCACGGUGCAGCCUGGUCAGAAUUUCCACAUGUUCACAAAGGAAGAACUGGAGGAGGUGAUCAAGGACAUUUAAGGAGGAGCUAUCCUCAGACAUCUGUGGGACAAUUUCAGUUCUCUUGAUUGCCCUUAAACUUUAUUUCCAGCUCUUAUGUCAUGGAAAAUAUCCAGUAUAUGUGUGUUUUUUUAUGAUGUCUGUACAUUACAGCAAUUCUGAAAUAAAAGAAUUUUAAAAUAUUUGUUCAUUGUCUGUGCUCUUAUAAUUUUAAAUGCUUAUGUUGGUAGGCAAAAAGGAUAGUGAUUAACCCCUAUUCUGUGAGCAUGUCUGUUCUAAAAUAAUUGUAGUGGUUCUUUGCAACACUCGGCUCUUGCCUUUUGGUGCUAGAGAUGAAUUCAGACUAGUCCAGCACCUCCUAGUGGUUAGUAGGUGUUAAUACCACUGUAAAUCCAUUUUAGUCCGAGUCUCUUUUAAGGAAACACUUCUGUUGUUUCCUUUAUAUAAAGACACUGCUCAUUGACCAUCAAAAGACUGUCCUGGGGGCCACCGCAAAAUAUUGAUGAGUUGGGAUAAGUCAUCCCUAAGGCUAUCCCUCUUUGUAUAUCUUGAUGGACCGUGUGGGAAGGGUACCCUUUUAUGAAGUUAAGGACUAUGAAAAAACAAAGGAAUGGCCUUCACCUCAGUAGAAAUGAGAGUUCUAUACUAAGCUGUAUAAAAGAACCGUAAAAAAUUAAGUAGUUUCUGCUGGACUUUGGAAUGCACUAUGAACUCCUCUAAGGAGCUGCUCUCCUAUGAUUGGUUAAGAUUAACAGGCAUUCCAUUCAAGCUUCAGAAAUGGCCAUAGGAACACUGCUGACAGAUGAAGAGCCUAAGGCUAUGUCAGUGGACAUAGGAGAUGAACUGUUGGAGGACUGGAGAGUUGCUUAGUGGUUAGCAUCUCUAACUGCUCUCCCAGAGGACCCACACGGCAGCUUACAAUCAUCUAUAACUCCAGUUCCAGGGACUCCAGUACCGUUUUCUGGCUUCCUCAGACACCAGGCAUACAUGUGGUGCACAGAUAUGCAGACAAAGCAUCCAUACACAUUUUUAAAAUUGUGAGUUCAAGGCCAGCCUGGUGUACAGAGUGAGUUCCAGGACAGGCCUGCACAGAAACCCUGUCUCGAAAACAAAAAUAAUGUAAAAUUGUUUUAAAGAAACAAUAAAAAACAAUCUAUUGGGACUUGAUCUAAGAUUUUUAAGGUUUCAAAUCACUAGGUCUUGAGUAUCAGUUUGAGAUGUGCUUGCACUGUCUGACAUGACAACUUGAGGGUUGUAAAGAAUCGAUUACCGUUUAUUGAUAGCUUAAGAAUUAUUUGCUGGGACUUUGUGUACUGCUUCAUUAGAACUAUUUGAUGUUAAAUAGUAACUAUUUGGGUAGCUGAAUUCAUGCAAAAUCCAUAGUGUAGUGCAAAGUAGCUUGUGCUGAUGUACAUUGAAAACUGCAGUUCACAGAAGGAGGAAGUUGUGCCACACACAAUACACACAAUGAAAGUAGAGAGCGUAGGCUUAUUAUCAACUUCCACAGAUAUCUAUUGAUGUUAAUCCUGUUAUAAAGUAUGAUGUGAGAUUCGGUUAGCCCCUGGCCACUGUUGUAUUAAGUUGUAGUACUUCUACAUUAAAAAUCCUGUA
Molecule: messenger RNA, 2434 nt
Organism: Chionomys nivalis (European snow vole)
Lineage: Eukaryota; Metazoa; Chordata; Mammalia; Rodentia; Cricetidae
Gene: Psma5
Product: proteasome 20S subunit alpha 5
Exons: 9
Coding region: 119-844 (241 amino acids)
Biological process (GO): proteasome-mediated ubiquitin-dependent protein catabolic process
Cellular component (GO): proteasome core complex, alpha-subunit complex; nucleus; proteasome core complex
Source: RefSeq, a predicted model, not a curated record